AUGAAAUCCAUCACUACUCCCCGGCCCGUCACCGUCCUCGGCGCGGGAGUUCUAGGCCGUCGCAUCGCCGCCGUCUUCCUCGCUGCCGGAUAUAGAGUGCAUACCUACGAUCCAUGUGCGGAGUCCCUUCUCGCCGCGACGGAGUAUAUCGAUACUCACAUCUCGGAGUUCAUGGCGCUUGUUCCGUCAACUGCGUCCAAGAUGAAUACAGAUGCAGGAUCGGAUUCGGAUUCGGAUCUGCAUACGCAUAAAGGUGCUAAUGGACAUACGUUUACAUGUACUCAUACGUAUACGAAUGGGGCUGUCAACAGGGCUGUCAAUGGAAAUGGAACAACCAAGGCAGAGCCAAAGCCUGGUCAGCACGAUACAUUUACGGAUCUUCGCGCUGCAGUGACAGACGCAUGGCUGGUCAUCGAAGCGGUUCCGGAAGUGCUGGAUCUCAAGACGAAGCUUUUCGGGGAGGUGGAUGACUACGCGGCAUCGGACUGCAUGAUUGUCUCCAAUAGCAGCUCGUACAAGUCGCGGCUGAUGCUGGGGGAGGUGAGUGACGAGCGCAAGAAACGGGUCGCGAAUAUGCAUUUCAUGAUGCCGCCGGGCAUACGGACGGUGGAGUUGAUGACGUGCGGAGAGACUGAGAUGGGGAUGUUGGAGAAGCUGAAGGAUGUGUUGAAGGGGUGUGGCAUGCUUCCGGUGAUUGUGGGAAGGGAAUGCACUGGAUUCGUCUUCAAUCGCCUCUGGGCGGCCAUCAAGCGCGAAAUCCUAAACAUCCUCGCUGAACAGGUCAGCACUCCCGCCGAGAUCGACAUGCUCUGGGAGAACAUUUUCCUGAAUCCUCGAAGCCAGCCGUGUCGAUUGAUGGAUCUGAUCGGAUUGGAUACGGUGGCUUUCAUCGAGGACAACUACAUCCAGGAGCGCGGACUGGAUAGUCGGCCUGUGGACUGGUUGAGAGAGAAGUAUAUCGAUUCGGGUCGGUUGGGACUGAAGAGUCACAAGGGGGGACUGUAUCCUCAUUCUGACCCUGCUUCCUCAACCGAGGUCGAGAAGAAACUGAACGGCAUGAAGACCAAUGGUGCGAAGGCGAAUGGAUUCAAAGACAAUAGCGCCCAAGCCAACGGAGUCGACCCAGAAAUUGUAUACGUCCUCGAUGUCGGCUUCGGCACAAAUAAUGAUCUCUCUACCUUCAACUCCGUGGGACAGAUUCUGCGUUACUCGCCUGCAACGGGAAAGAGGGUCCCGAUUGUGCAAGGUCAAUCCCUACCCGAUGGGAUCGACAUCUCGCGGAAGACGGACCGAAUCUUCUGGACGAGUAUGGGCCGCGCCACACAUACCCGCGACGGAGCGGUGUAUUCGGCCAACCUGGACGGGACGGACAUCAAGGCGCUGCUUCCGCCGGGGAGCGUGCACACGCCCAAGCAGCUCAUGGUGGAGGAGAGCACGGAGAUGCUGUACUUCUGCGACCGCGAGGGCAUGAGCGUGCACCGCGUGCGCUUCGACGGAACCGCCCACGAGACCCUGAUUCAGGCGGGACCCACGACAAAGAAGAACCCCAACGAACCGGUCGACAUGACCCGAUGGUGCGUUGGAAUUGCCAUCGAUAUCACUCGUGGAUACAUAUACUGGACGCAAAAGGGUCCGAGUAAAGGAGGGCAGGGGCGGAUCUUCCGAGCGGGAGUGGAGAUUCCCGCGGGCCAGACGGCGGAGUCACGUUCCGACAUCGAGUUGUUGCUGUCGGGUCUGCCCGAUCCGAUUGAUUUGGAAUUGGAUGCGCGCACGCAGACCCUGUACUGGACAGAUCGGGGAGAACAUCCUGUCGGGUGCUCUUUGAAUCGGCUGGAUGUGAGUGGGAAGGUUGACCCAGCAGAUCGCGUCAUCUUGGCAAGACAUUUCAACGAACCCAUUGGAUUGAAGCUGGCAGGUCAAGACCGAGUGUACGUGGCAGACCUCGGGGGGCGAGUUUAUUGCGUGGAGCAAGGGAAGAAGAGGGUGAUAUGGGAGGACGAGGGGAGUUAUACGGGGAUAGCGAUCUAUUGA
This is a messenger RNA of Aspergillus affinis, 2031 nucleotides long. RefSeq names its product NAD(P)-binding protein. Gene Ontology annotation, molecular function: NAD+ binding; oxidoreductase activity, acting on the CH-OH group of donors, NAD or NADP as acceptor. NCBI's taxonomy places the organism in Eukaryota, Fungi, Ascomycota, Eurotiomycetes, Eurotiales, Aspergillaceae. The transcript has 2 exons. The record is from RefSeq and is a predicted model, not a curated record. The coding region runs from base 1 to 2031 and encodes 676 amino acids. Gene Ontology annotation, biological process: fatty acid metabolic process.